AUAUUCUUAUCUCCAUAGUAACAAAUAACAUUGUGUAAAAAUGGAGAUUAAACCCAGUUAUACAUUUGUACCUCUUGCACAAAAGAAUUUUGUUGGAAUAAAUGAUAAAACGAUUCAGGAAUUUCUUUCCAAAUGGGGAAUAAGAGGAAAUUUUAUUAUUCAACAUUUUACAUUCAAUGAACCCUUUCAACAAUAUCAUAAAUACCAUUUGGCUGAAGCUUUCUUUCAAGAUAAUAUUGUCACUAAGGAAUUAUUAACAAAACAAAGAAAUUGUUGGUUAAAACAAGGCAUAGUAGCAUCAAGUGUAGAAAUAAAGCCAAUUCCUUGUUCUGUUCUAAACAUGACCUUUUUUAACAAACUAAAGGAUCCCAAAAAUGGAGUUGUACAUAAGUCUGGAAUUAUUUGCAAAAGAUAUGAUAUGGAAAUAGAAAAUUUUUUAAUCUCUGAUAAUCUUAGAGCGAUGUUAUUAGAUGAAGAAUGUCCAGAAUAUAAUUUAUAUUCAAAAGAUGAACGCGAAGAAUUUAUAUUUUGUAUUUUUCAAAUGCUUGUCCUUGGAGGAACAUUGUGUCAAUAUGAGGAUGUUUUAAAUCCAUAUUUAGAAGUGACAAAGGCCAUUUAUAAAGAUUUAGUAAGAGUACAAACGAAUAAAGAUGCAGAAUUGUCAAUUAGUACAAUAGUUCUACAAAUAGUGGCUAAAGAUAACAGAGGACAAGCUUAUUUUCCAUAUGAUCCACAUCAUAAGCAAAACAUAGGAUUUCUGUUAAUUGAUGGUACUACUCACGAAAUCACAACAUUCUUACAUCAGUUUGGAGAAUAUUGUCUUUUACAAUGAAUGUAAAAAGAAUUUACACAUAUAAAAAGAGUUAUAUUAUAAGAAUAUUUUAUUAGUAUAAAACGUUAUUUAUUAUGUAAAUACUGAAAAUUUUUAUUAAUUCAUUACAUUGUAUUGUGCAUUA
Molecule: messenger RNA, 956 nt
Organism: Bombus pascuorum
Lineage: Eukaryota; Metazoa; Arthropoda; Insecta; Hymenoptera; Apidae
Product: cilia- and flagella-associated protein 300-like
Exons: 6
Coding region: 41-832 (263 amino acids)
Source: RefSeq, a predicted model, not a curated record